Messenger RNA from Daldinia vernicosa, 2071 nucleotides. Its product is annotated as trichodiene oxygenase. The transcript is spliced from 5 exons. Gene Ontology annotation, molecular function: oxidoreductase activity, acting on paired donors, with incorporation or reduction of molecular oxygen; iron ion binding; heme binding. NCBI's taxonomy places the organism in Eukaryota, Fungi, Ascomycota, Sordariomycetes, Xylariales, Hypoxylaceae. The coding region runs from base 68 to 1633 and encodes 521 amino acids. The record is from RefSeq and is a predicted model, not a curated record.
CACCGUCCAUAAACUAAACAAGCCUACCAGCCCAUUAUUUGUCACCACCUUAACAAGCACCCCAGCCAUGUUUGAUUCCAUUACCAACAUGGAGAGGAACCAGUCUUAUGCGUGGUGGAUUGCCUCGGCAGUUCCCAUAGUGUUCUUUCUUAUCAAAUGCUUCUACAACUUAUAUUUACACCCGUUGAGCCGUUUCCCUGGCCCCAAACUUGCAGCCAUUGGUAGCUACUAUGAGUUCUGGUUCGACGUGAUUAAAGAUGGCCAGUAUCUAUGGGAAAUUGCAAGGAUGCAUGAGAUAUAUGGACCUAUCGUUCGAAUCAGUGCGAACCAGCUACAUAUUCGCGAUUCACAAUUCUACAAUACUAUAUACUCGGCUGGUGGUCGAAAAAUUAAUAAGGAUGCUGGAACUGUCGCAAUAUUCGCAGCUCCAUCAUCUAUUGUUGCAACUGUAGACCACCAGCAACAUAAAGCGCGACGCAGCUACCUUCAGCCCUACUUCUCCAAACAUUCAAUCCUUUCCAUGGAGCCAAUGAUACACGAAAGAGUUGGCAAAUUAUGCGAGCGCAUUGAAGUCGCCAUGAACACAACGAAGGAGUUUGAUCUCAGCGCGGCCAUCUUGGCAAUGACGGGGGAUAUCAUUACUCAACGUUUUUACGGCGAGCACUCCGAUUUCCUUAGUGCUCCAGACUUCGACAACAUGCUAAACAGAGCUAUCCUUGGUUUGGCACUCAACUUCCAUUUUACCCGAUCCCUGCCGGGCCUAGUAUCCAUUAUUAAGAAGAUACCGAUUCCAAUUUUAAGCAUGGUUCUCCCGCAAGUUGCAGAGCCACUGGUCUGGCGGGAAAAGGUGAAGCACGAUAUUCUUUCGUGUUUAGAUGAAGAAAAUAAAAAAGAGUCGAAGUCGAUCAUUGUAUCAGCCCUUGGAAACGAGAACAUUCCACCCGCAGACAGAGAGAUUAAUCGCUUGUUGGACGAAGGCGAAAUAUUUCUUCUGGCCGGCGCUGAAACAACUGCAAGAGCAAUAAGUGUUGGGAUGUUUUAUCUCCUAAAUGACAAGACAGGUUUAAAGAAGCUGCGCGACGAGUUAAGUACACUGCCAUUUCAACCAGAAAAUGAGUACCCCAUGUCACAACUUGAGCGUCUUCCAUACUUGGCUGGCGUUGUCCAAGAAAGCUUGCGCUUAUCGAGUCCCGUGGGUCGCCUUCCCCGCGUCUCUGUGGAUGAACCGUUGCAAUACCACGAAUAUAUCAUCCCAAGAGGGACUCCCGUCAGCCAGUCAGCCUAUUUUGUUCAUAAUGAUCCUGAGAUCUACCCGAAUCCCGACUCUUUCGAUCCAGGUCGGUGGAUCAAGGCGGCAGAAGAAAACUUUCCAUUGCACAAGUACCUUGUCAACUUCACCAAAGGUACCAGGCAAUGUAUUGGCAUUCCACUGGUAUCCGCAGAGAUUCACAUCACCAUCGCAAGACUUGUCAGUACCUUUGAUAUGGAUUUAUAUAAGACUACGAUGGAAAGUGUGGAGAUCCACCAUGAUCGCUUCGUUGCCUAUCCCAAGAAGUCUAAGGAUACGGGCUCCUGGCGCGGAGAAAUCAUGGUGAAGGUUACGGGCAGAGCCAGGUCGGAGGCUGCUAAAUGAUACUGUCACAUCUUAUGCAGAAUCUCGGUUCUGGGAAGCUAUGCGUUUUCUUUUCUAUCCAUUCUAUCAACUUUUUGCUAUCCCAUAACCUCUUUCUAUCCAUCUCAUUUCUUCAAAUUACUAGGCAAUUGGCAGAAUGCACUGAACACCGUUGGUUUGUCGUUGAAGGCCUCCACUCUCCGGCGCGCGAGCAGGUUUGUAGGCUUAAUGGUUGAGACUGGCUGGCAUUACCUGGGAAAACUGGGCGAUUCACAUGGCGGGAUUGCUUCGGAGAAUAGCUGCGCGCGUGCCCCUUGAACAAUAUUGAUUGGGGUGUGACUUUGCAGAUCAAACUGAUCUAGGACGUCAUGUGGACUAGAGAAGGCCAUUGCCAUAGCUGUCGUUAAGGGCCGCGCAUUUUUGGUUACACUAUUUAUCGUCCGCCGUUAAAAGGCCUUA